Messenger RNA from Bombus pyrosoma, 2607 nucleotides. RefSeq lists its product as uncharacterized. NCBI's taxonomy places the organism in Eukaryota, Metazoa, Arthropoda, Insecta, Hymenoptera, Apidae. Gene Ontology annotation, biological process: G protein-coupled glutamate receptor signaling pathway; regulation of synaptic transmission, glutamatergic. Gene Ontology annotation, cellular component: membrane. The transcript is spliced from 8 exons. The coding region runs from base 509 to 1894 and encodes 461 amino acids. Gene Ontology annotation, molecular function: group II metabotropic glutamate receptor activity. The record is from RefSeq and is a predicted model, not a curated record.
AGUCGGAGUUCGGCUCCCACAACGCGCGCUUCGUGGCCACUCCACUGACUUGUCCCAUCAGAGAACUGGUCCAUGCUCUGACAGAAAAUAUCAUUUAGUAUCGAAGAUCUUGGAACAACUUGCAUAGUGUUCGUUGACCUUCGUUGCAUCGAAUUAUUCGAUGCGAAAAACAUUUUCUAAGGAUACAAAAAGACUUUCGAAUCUACUUCGCAAUUGUGUUUUGUUAUAAUUUUGAUAGUGUUUAUAAUUAAAGUAAAAAAGAGAGAAAACAUAACAUUAUCGCUGGAAGAAGUUGAUACGAGGAAGAAAUGUGUGGCAAGCAGUAUCGUCGAGAUAUCGAAGACAGACAAUGAUCGACACUUGAAAGGUGUGCCAUUCUUCGGAGGAAAGGGAGGCGGGCGCAUAAGGAUGCGCUUACGCAGGAAACGGUGCAUGUCCCGGUGACGCUACAGAAACUUGGAGCCAUACAGAGCCAUACAGAGAUAACCACGGAAGUACGGAUGACGCGAUGAGACUGAGCCCGAUUAUCUUGUCGUGGGCCACAGCGAGCUGGCUCGGUCCAACCGGAACUACGGCGAUACGAGCUCAAGCCUCGAAGGACUACGAGUUGUCAACUGAAUUCUUCCUGGUACCUAGCGACGUAGCGAUGGACAAGAACGGUCUGGCCAGUGUAGCGAGUGUCAUCAGCGUUCCAGCACCGAACAGGACGGUUUCGGUGUUCAAAAUGCCUCCUGGAAAGAAGAACCAGGAGAUCGAGGUCGAUACUCGGCCGUACUCGAGGUCCUUGCUCAGACAACGACCCUGGGCUCUUCCUCUGGCGGCCCUCAGCGCAGCCACGAUGCUCCUCAUGGCUGGCUUCGAGGUUUUCGUACUGCUCAAGGCAAGGGUAACCGCGCCAAACAGACGACAUUUAUUUCUGGGACAAGCUCUACUUUUAGGCCUUUUCCUCCUGGCAGGACUAUCAGCAGCAGCCUCCCUCAGUCAAAACCCUCUGUCCUGCGCUGCAUUUAGAUUAGUCGGCUUACCUGCUGCUCUUGUAUUUGCAGCCUUGCUGGUUAAAUGCGUGUUCCUGCUCUCAUUAAAUAGUGGAGUUUAUCUACCAGCACCUUAUCAAGCACUAGUAUUGGGAUUCGCCGUGCUCGUGCAGGUAGCUAUCAUUGGACAAUGGUUUUACGGCGAACCACCUACGGUGGUUCAGGUACAAAAUACAGGACAAAACUCUCCAAUGUCCUGUUGCAAAACUCCUCUUGGACAGAUAGUGGCUUCCCUCGGAUAUCCGGGCGCGCUGUUGGUUGCAGUAGCUUGUUUAGCAGUUCGAGCACGCGGCGUUCGAGACAACAACCGGGAAGCAGCAUUUAUUGGCUUGGCUGUUGGUUUAUCGCUUCCGAUUUGGAUAUCGAGUGCGAUCGGUUCAGUGGCUGCCUCGACGGAGAGUGACAGAGAAGCCUGGCUAGCUUAUGGUUUAUUGACUACUUCCCUUCUCGUGUUCCUGACGAUGUUCCUGCCGAAGGGUCGGCAGUUAGCUGCCCUCGGUCGAGAAGCUUCCGCAACGGUGAUUCGUGAUCGAGACGAUGCUUUGAGCUCGCUUCCUGGCAGCCGUUACUCGCCUUCCUUCUUCCACUUCAAGCCAGCUGAAGCUUCUUUAAAGAGAAAGAUGCAUUAUCACAGCGGCGAUCGCGUGGCAUUAGUUUCAUCCGCUAUACCUGGAUGCACUGCCUGCAGGCAUGGUGGAAGCCCCAUAUACUCCGACGAUGUUCAUGCACCGAUGGAGACGUUCGUCUUACCACCAGGCAUGUAUUUGAGGCCGGAAGACGCAGGAAAUUUGUACACGACUCUAUCAGCAAAUCCGAACGUAUUCUUUCAACGAGCAGCUCAUCCCGGGAUGAUGUAUUGAUAAUUUUCCAGACACACAUUCAAAUAAAUGUCCAAUAAAAGGACUGCUUUUCUACAUUCUUAGAUUAGAUAACCACGAGGCGGACUUCGUUUUCUGUUCGCUUGCUUUUGUUAUUGCAAAUAAUGAAACGUGUAAGCUUCGUUGGAGAUCCUUUUAUUAGCUUCUCUCAUUGUGGAAGCUACGCACGAUUAUUUCGAUAACAAAUCAAAAUAUAGCAACUGGAGGCGAAUUUCGCAAGAAAUUAUAAUAAAGGUACGAUCCAUUUUUUACAUGUCUUUCUUUUCAUCAUUAUACCUUGAUUAUCGAGAUUUCAAUAAUACCCACAAGGAAGAUCAUGCGAAUAACGCAUUGACGAAACUGCUGCCCUUCUCUAUAUUAAAAUUCAAUCGUACAUUACAUUGAAAACAAUUCUUCGUUUCUUUCUUAUCAAUGACUCAUUUCCUCGCGAUUAUCAUCCUUGCAGCUCUUUCUUAUUGAGGCGCAGUUAGUUUUAGAUUAUACCGCGCAGUGGAACAAAUCUAAAAACUUGACAAAUUAUUUAAAGAAUCCCAGAUAUAUAGUUAUGUUUUAUAACAUAAUAUUUACACUUUCUACCUAAAUGCGAUGGUGACAGUAAACGACAGGUUGCUUUCUUGACGUCACAUGGUUAGGUGUGGUUGAGGGGAGAUUGCUUUCUUCACAGCACGCUCGUCCGUGCAUCACAGAUGUUAAUG